AUGCACCCCCUCCAGGGGCUUGUUGGGGGUUCAACCAUUCUGAAGUCCAAGACCAUAACAACUUCGACAUGGCUUGAGCAACGCGGUCGAAUGCGCUCUCGACUGUUAUUUGCUGGGCCAAGGAACUGGGCUCAGAAAUAUGUUGGAAAACCGCGGCAAGAAUAUCUUGUAACCAAGGUUGCAAAAAGGGGUUCGUGGGGCCUGGCAGCCAAACAAGGUUGGAAAUCGUAA
Molecule: messenger RNA, 231 nt
Organism: Histoplasma mississippiense
Lineage: Eukaryota; Fungi; Ascomycota; Eurotiomycetes; Onygenales; Ajellomycetaceae
Exons: 1
Coding region: 1-231 (76 amino acids)
Source: RefSeq, a predicted model, not a curated record